CUAUCUCUGACCGCCCUCGUGGCAACUCCGUCCCGCUGCAAUCUGGCGUGAUUUGGCACAGCCGGUCGCCACCUGCACGCAGUCAACGUCCGGAACUCCAACGGAGCACUGGAUCUGUCGAUCGCGAGGAUCGGCACAGCAUCUCCCACGCAUUGGCGUGCGCUCUUGCUUGCAGCUCGCAGUCAUCUACCGGGAUCUCACCUUUACCGAACAACCGCCACACGAUCAUAGAUUCCAACUCUCAUUUGGCACAGUAACGACAGUAGAUAACGACAGAACUCAGCACACAACCCAGGAGCGGUGGGCAGAAUGUCCAGAUCAAUUCCUAACAACCGCAGUAGCUCGCCCUCUGGGCAGGCAUUGUCCCGCAGCUUUGGCACAUCCUUCCGAUCACAAUCCCACAUUGCCGCCAUUGCGGAAGAGUCGAUCAUACGAGACCUCGAAGAGACGGAUUUCGACGAUGAGGCGGUCGACGGGGAAGAUGAUUCGGCGCUUAGCAGGACGCUCACGGGCGAUAUUCCUGGGCUAGGUCCUCAUUCAAUGGCAGGAUACUACAGGCGUCCAUCGAUCGCUGCACCAGCGCCGAGACCAUUUCUCGGCACACAACUACCCGAAGCGCGUGUGCCAUUGGCACAAGACUACGAGGCGGCGAUUGGGGAAGAGAGGAGCUUGCUCAGAGACAACAAUAUCAUUCCGCCCAAGCAUCCACGACGACGCGAGAGUGAUGCUCAUGAGAAUGGAGGUACACUCAGGAAGAUGCUCAGCCAUGUGAGCUUCAGGCGAAAGAGCGGUGACGCGGAUCGAUUAAUAGAUGGGCACACUACAGAAUCUACGGGCCUUCUCGCGAAUGGUCGUGAUCCGACUUUGCCAUACGGAGGCGAGGAUACCCCAGAGAACAUCUCGAAGAAAUGGGAGGAGGCUGUCGAGAAUGGUCAGAUUCAGACGACCUGGCAACGCGAGACCAAGACUUUGGUGCGGUACUCUGCGCCGUUGAUCUUGACAUUCAUUCUGCAGCAAUCCCUCACCCUCACAUCCGUGUUCACAGUGGGACACAUUGGCAGAAAUGAACUCGGCGCCGUGUCUCUCGGAUCCAUGACUGCCAAUAUUACUGGCUACAGCGUGUACCAUGGUCUCACAACCUCUCUCGACACACUCUGCGCGCAAGCUUACGGAUCUGGAAAGAAGAAGUUGGUCGGUCUUCAAUUCCAGCGCAUGGUCUACUUCCUUUGGGCAAUCACGAUUCCGAUUGGUAUUUUCUGGUUCUUCGCAGACAGAAUUCUUGGUGCCAUUGUGCCCGACCAAGACAUUGCCAACCUGGCUGGAAAUUAUCUCAAGGUUUUGAUCAUCGGCGCUCCAGGCUACGCGACGUUCGAAGCUGCAAAGCGAUAUGUCCAAGCACAAGGCCGGUUCGAUGCCAACCUGUACGUCCUCCUCAUUGCUGCCCCUCUGAAUGUUUUCAUGCAUUGGCUUUUUGUUUGGCGCUUCGAAUGGGGUUUCAUUGGCUGUCCGAUUGCCGUCGCUAUCACCGAAUGCCUCAUGCCCAUACUGUUAUUCUUGUAUGUGCGCUUCGUGGGCGGGAUGGAGUGCUGGCCAGGCUUCACACGCAAAGCUUGGAUCAACUGGGGACCCAUGAUCCGACUUGCACUUCCAGGUCUGAUUAUGGUUCUGGCCGAGUUCCUCGCUUUCGAGAUCAUCACGUUGGCGUCCGCGCGCAUCUCGUCCGCGCAUUUGGCCGCCAACACCGUUCUGCAGGCGGUAUCAGUUCUCACUUACCAAUUGCCUUUCCCGUUAAGCAUUGCAGCCUCGACGCGUACGGCCAAUCUGAUCGGAGCGGGACUACCUGAUGCAGCAAAAGUUACUACCAGAGUUGCUUUUAUCCUCGGAGUCUUCAUUGGCCUUUUUAACAUGAUCGCAUUGACUUCGCUUCGUAACUUCAUCCCUCUUCUCUUCUCGGAAGAUGCGGCAGUUGUCGCUCUCGCUGCCGCGACUCUGCCCGUCAACGCUGCUUUCCAGCUCGUUGACUCUACAGCUGCGCAAUGCAAUGGUAUCUUGAGAGGACUUGGAAAACAGGCCAUUGGUGGGUACAUCAAUUUGUUCGCUUACUACAUUAUCGCUUUGCCUAUCAGUUUUGCGUUGGGAUUCGGACUGCAUUGGGACUUGGUCGGAAUUUGGAUUGGUCCUGCUGUUGGACUGGCGAUUGUUUCGGUGCUGGAGGGACUAUACAUUGCAAAGACGGAUUACGAAAAAGCGAGCGGAGAAGCGGCAAGGAGGAAUGCGGUGGAUUAAGAGGUCGUUUGGGAGCAUGAAAGAGGUUUGUUUCGGACGAUUGCAGCGGGAUUAUUUUGUACAGAGCAGUAUGGACAUGAUGUGUAUUACAGCUUCUUCAUCUUUGUCGAAUUGGCCUUCGCCGGCUCAUUGGAUC
This is a messenger RNA of Cercospora beticola, 2422 nucleotides long. Its product is annotated as MATE family efflux transporter. Gene Ontology annotation, molecular function: antiporter activity; xenobiotic transmembrane transporter activity. Gene Ontology annotation, biological process: xenobiotic detoxification by transmembrane export across the plasma membrane. The record is from RefSeq and is a predicted model, not a curated record. NCBI's taxonomy places the organism in Eukaryota, Fungi, Ascomycota, Dothideomycetes, Mycosphaerellales, Mycosphaerellaceae. Gene Ontology annotation, cellular component: membrane.